Molecule: messenger RNA, 600 nt
Organism: Acanthoscelides obtectus
Lineage: Eukaryota; Metazoa; Arthropoda; Insecta; Coleoptera; Chrysomelidae
Source: the annotation of a GenBank genome assembly
GCCUACUACAAGCAUAGACAGACUAUGGUAUUUUUUAUAGUAUUGUUAGUAGCUACAGGGACGUUGAGGACAAUUGUGAGAAAUAGAGACUGGAGGUCAAGGGAUUCUUUGCUAAGAGCAGGCCUGGAGACGCUACCUCACAACGCCAAAAUGCAUUACAAUUACGCCAAUUUCCUGAGGGACUCGAAGAGGCCUGAAUUAGCCAAGCUUCAUUACCACACCGCUUUAAGUUAUACGGAAGCAAGACAGCACUAUGAAAAUGACUCCAAUCAAGAGGUAAUGCAAGAUGAGAAGGUCUAUGCUGUAGAUAUGCAGAAAGUCUUACUCUUGCCCAAAAUGUCAACCAAGGAAUCUUUUUUUGUUGGUCGUAUUCAAUGAGACGUUUGCGUCACUUCAUAAGGACGGAAAUAUUUGCGUGAUGUGGCAUGAGGCUAUAAGAGGCAGGUCCGCGACGGAUGUUGCAUCGGCAUACUACAACGUAAUAAAAAAUUCAGACAAUGUUACCAAAAAAUUUACAUUCUGGGUAGACAACUGUUCUGCUCAGAACAAGAAUUGGACACGAUAUUCUGCUUUUGCGACUUUUGUAAAUUGUGAAUGGGG